This is a messenger RNA of Clonostachys byssicola, 234 nucleotides long. The record is from the annotation of a GenBank genome assembly. Lineage: Eukaryota; Fungi; Ascomycota; Sordariomycetes; Hypocreales; Bionectriaceae.
AUGCGUCUUUCUGGUCUGCAAAGAGAGGUGCUGGCGCUCUACCGCCGGUGCUUACGGGAGAGUCGGAAGAAGCCCGAGAGCACCCGUGCGCACUUUGAACAGUUUGCUAGGACGGAAUUCGCUCGGAAUCUGGCUCUUGACAAACGUGAUUUCGCUGCCAUUGAAUUUCUCAUCCGCAAAGGGCGCAGGCAACUCGAAACCUAUGCCUCUCCGGGAAUCAAGGACAUCCACUGA